AUGCCGCCAACAAACCAAGAACUAUCACUCCUGAUAAACCCUCUCGUCCCAGACUCGGUCACACAUAACAACCGGAUCCUCGCAAACCUACAUUCCCUAAUAGCAUUCCUGCUAGGCACUGCAGCCGGGAUACUCGGCCUCCAAUCCGCAUACGGCUUCACAUUCUACCUGCUAGGCACGAUAUUCGUUUCGUUCCUAGUCCACGCCCUGCUAGUGAAGGACAAUACCAGCCCAGGCAUAAGAGGAAAAGACACAAAUAAAGGGGUAUCUGGCAUCGGGGUCUACUUCCCGGGCGAUGGAGAGUUGGUUCCUUCAGGUGGCGGCGGGUAUGCGAGAAAAGGCGCAUGGAAGGACCUCUGGUUCAGCGGCCUCGUUGCUACAGAGGCUAUCAGCGGGUUUGUCCUUGGGUGGGCUGGUGUCGGUGGUGUCUUGAGAUAG
Messenger RNA from Microsporum canis CBS 113480, 438 nucleotides. RefSeq lists its product as hypothetical. The record is from RefSeq and is a predicted model, not a curated record. The transcript is spliced from 2 exons. Gene Ontology annotation, cellular component: EMC complex; membrane; endoplasmic reticulum. NCBI's taxonomy places the organism in Eukaryota, Fungi, Ascomycota, Eurotiomycetes, Onygenales, Arthrodermataceae. Gene Ontology annotation, biological process: autophagosome assembly; protein folding in endoplasmic reticulum. Bases 1 to 438 code for a protein of 145 amino acids.